Messenger RNA from Onthophagus taurus, 1795 nucleotides. RefSeq names its product cytochrome P450 6k1-like. The record is from RefSeq and is a predicted model, not a curated record. Gene Ontology annotation, molecular function: iron ion binding; monooxygenase activity; heme binding. Lineage: Eukaryota; Metazoa; Arthropoda; Insecta; Coleoptera; Scarabaeidae.
AGUAAGCGAAAGAAAUCGUUAAAGAUGGAGAUCGCAAUUUUUCUUGCUAUCAUCGUGUUUCUCCUCUACAAACUCAGCACGAAAAAUUUUGGUUAUUGGAAAAAACGAAAAGUUCCAUUUUUAAAACCAACGCCAAUUUUUGGAAAUUUUUACGAGUGCUUAACUUUUAAAAAAUCAAUAGGUGAAAUGUUACAAGAUAUGUACAAACAAAUCCCCGAUAAAGUUUUUGGAAUUUGGGUUUUUAAUAAACCACACGUUGUCAUUAAGGAUCCUGAACUAAUAAAAAUGGUUUUGGUAAAAGAUUUUCAAUAUUUUAGCGACCGAACUGUAGCGGCUGACGAAAAAGCCGACUCUAUUUCAUCAAAUAUUCUCUUUGUGCUUCGUAAUCCCGAAUGGAAAGUUAUACGAAAAAUGAUGACACCUGCUUUUACAUCGGGGAAAAUUAAAAGUAUGAUUCCAUUAAUGGCAGAAGCCGGAGAUGAAAUGGUCCAAUACAUCGAAAAAAGAGUUAAUUUACCAACCGUUGAGUCUAAAGAAAUUUGUGCUAAAUAUGCCACAGAUGUAAUUACUUCGUGUGCUUUUGGCGUUCAAGGAAGAUGCUUUCAAAAAGAGGACGCGAAAUUUCGGCAAGUUGGUAAAGAUAUGUUUGAACCAAACUUCACAAACGGAGUUCGUGGAAUUUCUUAUUUCUUUUUACAAGAAUUAGUAUAUUUAUUAAAAAUUAAAUUUAUCCCACCUAAUGUUAGUGAGUAUUUAAAACAAAUAUUUUGGUCAACUAUUAAUCUUCGUGAAAAAACUCAACAAAAACGAAACGAUGUUAUCGAUAUUAUUUUAAAAUUAAAACAACAAGGUGAUAUCGACGGCGUUAAAUUUGACGGAGAUAUUGCUGUUGCACAAGCAAUACAAUUUUUCUUAGCCGGAUUUGAAACAACAAGCUCAACGAUGGCUUUCACACUUUACGAAUUGUGUUUAAACAAAUCAAUUCAAACUAAACUAAGAUCUGAAAUUAAAUCAGUUCUUAAAAAACACGACGAAAUAACUUACGAAGCUAUCCAAAGCAUGAAAUACCUCGAUAAAGUUGUUUCGGAAACUUUAAGAAAAUAUCCCGUAUUACCAUUCUUAGAUAGAAUGUGUAAUACUGAUUAUAAAUUACCUGGAACUGACAUAAUAAUUGAAAAGGGUACUCCAGUUUAUAUUCCGAUGUUUGGAUUACAUUACGAUGAGAAAUAUUGGAAGGAUCCUCAAAAAUAUGAUCCAGAAAGGUUUAGUGAUGAAGAAAUUAAUAAAAGGCAUCAAUAUGCGUAUAUUCCUUUUGGCUCAGGACCUCAUAAUUGUAUUGGUGAACGUUUCGGAUUGAUCAGUACUAAAUUGGGUUUGGUUAACAUUUUAAAUCGAUUUGAAGUUGAAAAGAAUGCGGAUACACCGAUACCAUUAAAAUAUUCAGCGAGAAGUUUUGUUUUGGCCUCAACAAUUGGAUUACCAAUGAAAUUUAUUGAUAGUAAUCGUCGUGCAUCUUUUGCUGCAUAACGUUAAUAAUUUAACGAUGAAUGUGUGUAUUUUAAAUAAUCCAAUAUUGGGGUGAACUAUUAAAAUAAAAUUUAUUAAAAAUUGUAGUUUAGAUUUUAAAUUUAAUUUUUGGUAAAGUUAAGGUCGUUUUAUCCCAAAUAACUUUGUACUAACAUUGGCAAAAACACAUUACACCUAGUUUCAAAGAAACUUCAGUUAUGAAUUCACUCGAAUCGAUUUUAAAAUCAUUUCGUUGCAAUAAUAAAUUGUAUAUGUCGAACACAAGCAA